Messenger RNA from Rhodofomes roseus, 797 nucleotides. RefSeq lists its product as uncharacterized. The transcript is spliced from 4 exons. Bases 139 to 480 code for a protein of 113 amino acids. The record is from RefSeq and is a predicted model, not a curated record. Lineage: Eukaryota; Fungi; Basidiomycota; Agaricomycetes; Polyporales; Fomitopsidaceae.
AGACAUUCUUCGAUCUCGCUGGGUAAGUACACGCAAGAGGCCAUCAGGCGAGUACUAGGCAGCACCGAUGCCUCGCAGGCGGCAUUCAGCAUUGCCGAGGAAAAUGUUCCCUCGAACGACACGCCGGGCGGCGAUUCCAUGCCUACGCCACCAAAAAAGCUCGACCUACUCCUACUAAGUCUCAGAAGCACUCGUGCUCGUCUCGCAGUGCCUCAGCACCCUUGCCCUCGCGUCGAACGAGCAGGGUACAUCCUCCGAUGGAUUCGGAAAGGUGAAGGCGAUUCUCGCAGCCACGCAUUCAGCGAGCGGCGAAGGCCUGGUCGAGAGCCUAGCCGAGACUCUGCGUCUCUUGGACACAUUCCUGCCUCGCAUCACCUUCGGAGUGGUCGUCGAACGCCCGCCGCUGCCGGACACGCGUCCGCCACCCUGCAGACACGACGCAGCAUCCGCAGAAGGGCGCAGAGGGCUUCAGUUACGUGAAAGGCGAUCUAGUGUGGUUGCUCGGUAUCAUCGCGCUGGACGACUAGGGUGUCCAGGACAGGGUCCGCGAGUGUGGAGGUAUCCCCGUGGUGAUGAACCUGCGACAACCGGAAUCCUUACAUGAAGAAACAUGCCAUACUGGCCUUGCGCAAUCUCCUACAUGACAACAAGACCAAUCAGGACGUGGUGAGGGAGAUUCAACCUGUCGCGAAGUGGGACGAGUGGGGGCGUGCUGCAGAGCCUGUCAUAGCGAUAGCAUCGGCACUGUAUGAUGAUCAAUCCUCUUCCUCCUCUCCAUCUCAAUCACUCUCUUCUUC